Messenger RNA from Drechmeria coniospora, 408 nucleotides. Its product is annotated as fungal hydrophobin. NCBI's taxonomy places the organism in Eukaryota, Fungi, Ascomycota, Sordariomycetes, Hypocreales, Ophiocordycipitaceae. Gene Ontology annotation, cellular component: extracellular region. The transcript has 3 exons. The record is from RefSeq and is a predicted model, not a curated record. Bases 1 to 408 code for a protein of 135 amino acids.
AUGAAGUUCCUGACAGUCCUUGCUCUCUUUGCUGGUGCCAUGGCCCUUCCGAGCCAUGGAGGCGGUGACGACGGUGGCAAUGGCGACGGUGGCAAUGGCGACGGCGGUAAUGGCGACGGCGGCAACGGCGGCAACGGCGGCAACGGCAACGGCGGCAAUGGCAACGGCGGCAACGGCGAUGGCGGCAGCUACGUGCCUUGCAGGAGCACGCUGUACAGCAACCCCCAGUGCUGUGCUACCGACAUUCUCGGUGUCGCCAACCUUGACUGUACCACUCCUCACCCAUACCCUUACUCUCCGAACAACUUCAAGAGUAUUUGUGCCGCUAGCGGCAAGACGGCCCGUUGCUGCGCCUUGCCUGUCCUUGGCCAAGCCCUUCUUUGCACGAACCCUGUGGGCAUCAACUAG